CCCGCUAAAUAGAGCUCAUCAUCAUUCCUUUUCUUCACUAACUUUUCUUUUAUGUCUUCCUCUCUUUUUUUUUCCCCCACCUUUAUCUCUCUCCUCCAGUCAUGCUCCCCACAAACUUAUGAACUUGCUCUCUCUCUCUCUCUGUCCCUCCACUUCCCUUCUUUUCUCUCCUCUCCUCCGCAGAGCAAGAGCAACUUACAGCUCUUUUGUUGUACUUUUUCUCUCCGGCGAUCAAAGAGCUAUUCUCUUCUCCCGACGUCCGAUUCACGGCGCCGGAAUGAUUUAGAAUGGCCGUCCGGACGUCCAAGAGUGGGAGCGGUUUUGUCUCUUGUAAAGCCAAGCUAAUUAGAAGAUUCUCCAACUUGCAAAUAUAAUUCCACCCGCCCAUUAAGUAUCUUCGAGGGAGUUUCGGAGAAGCGGCGGCGGCGGUGGAGCGAGUGGCAGUCCGGCGGCGCAUCACUUGGUAGCUCCAAGUUACCUGUUACUACCUGUUUUUUUCAUCUUUCUCCUAAAUUGGGCAGCUUAGUGAAUGGCUUACUGAAAAUAAUAAAAGGGGAAAAUCUUCAGCUCUUGUUUCCUUCGGUUCUGGAAACUUUCAAUGAUUUUGAGAAGUUUCUGAGCCAAAACAGAGAGCAUCCAUAGCAGGGCACAAAGGAAGAAGAAGAAGAAGAAAAAAUACAGAAGCUAAGGGUAGAACUAAACUAGCCAUGAAGUUUAUGAAGCUUGGUUCCAGGCCAGACACCUUCUAUUCUUCUGAAGCUGUCAGGUCUGUCUCUUCGGAAGUUUCCAGUGAUCUAAUCAUCCAAGUUAAAGGAUGUAGAUACCUGCUUCACAAGUUUCCUCUGCUUUCCAAGUGCAUAAGACUCCAGAAGCUAUGUUCAGAGACGCCAGAAACCUCCUCCCAGCACCAAACCCUCCAGCUCCCAGAUUUCCCAGGCGGGCUCGACGCAUUUGAGCUCUGUGCAAAAUUCUGCUAUGGGAUCACAAUCACACUGAGUGCCCACAACAUAGUGGCUGCUAGGUGUGCGGCUGAGUACCUCCAGAUGACGGAAGAAGUGGAGAAAGGCAACUUAAUCUACAAGCUUGAAGUCUUCCUCAACUCCUGCAUUCUCCAAGGUUGGAAGGACUCAAUUGUGACGCUCCAGACCACAAAGGCCUUCCCUUUAUGGUCAGAGGAGCUCGGAAUCACAGCCAGAUGCAUCGAAGCAAUCGCCUCCAAAGUUCUCUGCAGCCCUUCUAAAGUCAGUCUGUCGCAUAGCUAUUCGAGAAGAGGAGGAAGGGAUGAUGUUUCAUGUAAUGGUGGUGGUGGUGGUGGAGACAGCCAGAGGCAUAGUUUGAAGCCAGUGAAUAAAGGGUGGUGGGCUGAGGACAUGGCUGAAUUAGGGCUGGACUUGUAUUGGAGGACCAUGAUUGCUGUGAAAUCUGGUGGGAGAGUGAAGUCAAGCUUAGUAGGCGAGGCUUUGAAGAUAUAUGCAGCUAGAUGGUUGCCUAAGAUACAAGUACCAGCAGUACCUAUUGGUCCUGGUAGUGAUUCUGAUUCUGAUUCAGGAGAUGAGGCGAAUAAUAGUAACUCAAAGCAUAGGCUGAUUUUGGAGUCCAUCAUCAACUUGUUACCGGCUGACAAGGGCGCGGUGACUUGUAGCUUUUUGCUCAAGCUAUUGAAGGCAGCCAACAUUCUGAAUGCAAGUUCAACAUCCAAGGUGGACUUGGCCAGAAGGGUUGGGCUUCAACUGGAGGAAGCUAAUGUGAAUGAUUUGUUGAUACCUUCGGUUUCGUAUUCGAGUGGUGGGUUAAUAUAUGAUGUGGAGUUGGUUAUGAUCAUAUUGGAGCAGUUCAUGUUGCAAGGGCAAAGCCCUCCAACUAGCCCUCCAAGAUCCAAGCUAGGGUUUGAGAGAAGGCAAAGGUCGAGGUCAGCUGAGAACAUUGACUUGGAUUUUCAAGAGAGCAGAAGGUCGUCCUCAGCUUCUCAUAGCUCCAAGUUAAAAGUGGCUAAGCUUGUGGAUAGUUACCUUCAAGUAAUUGCCAGGGAUGUGAAUUUGCCACUGUCGAAGUUCUUGGUAAUUGCUGAGACCAUACCAGAGUUCUCCAGGCCUGACCAUGACGAUCUCUACAGAGCCGUUGACAUUUAUCUCAAGGCACAUCCAGACAUGAACAAGACUGAAAGGAAAAGGUUAUGUAGAACCCUAAACUGCAAGAAACUAUCCGUGGAAGCCUGUAUGCAUGCAGCUCAAAAUGAGUUGCUCCCUUUAAGAGUAGUGGUACAAGUUCUCUUCUUUGAGCAAGCUAGAUCAGCAAUGGCUGGUGGUGGCAAAGUCACUGAGCUCCCUAGCAACAUUAAAGCACUCUUAGCCUCACAUGGAAUCAACCCAUCAAGACCGGGGGCGCCAUUAAGCACCACUGCCAGCGUUGCAGCAGAGGAUCAAUGGAGUAGUAUCUCUGGGUUGAAAUCUCCCAAAUCAAAGCUCUCAACUUUGAGGAUGAAAUUGGCUGAAGAUGAUGAUGAUUUGGAUGGAGUUGACAUGCAGUCAGAAGGUGGGCUUGGUAGUAGGUCUUCAAAGUUCAAAGCUUUCUGUGCCAUCCCAUCUAGACCUAAGAAGAUGUUCAGCAAGUUUCUGUCUAUUAGCAGAAGUUCUAGUGAAAAGCAUAGAGAGUGAAGAAGCAAUAAUAAGUAUCGUAAUUUUGGGAAGUUUAGCUCAAAUCCACUUUUGUUCUUUGUUUCUUUUGGAUCCAAUCAGGGGAAAUUGGUUCCUACGUGUAUGGUAUAGCUGGUUAAAGAAGAACAAGAAGAAGAGAAGCCUAAUGUGCAUUGUUGAUAUGAUCUAUGUCACAUUAUGGAAAUCAAUCAAAAUCAGGAAUUAUCAAUCUGGCAAAAUGCAUGGUUCUCUUCACUUGGUUCCAAUUUGCAGGCAUUAUUUGGGCCAGAACCCAUCUGGAUUUUGUCUCUAUUAUCCCAAGCCAGCAUCAGAAUUCUGAUCCUUGAUGCUUCUCUCCAAGCCUGUUCUUCCAUGUGAAAUAAUAAUUGACUUGGGGG
Molecule: messenger RNA, 3031 nt
Organism: Linum trigynum
Lineage: Eukaryota; Viridiplantae; Streptophyta; Magnoliopsida; Malpighiales; Linaceae
Source: the annotation of a GenBank genome assembly